GCUCAGCAGAAAAUCGAUCUGUUGGUCUGGACAAAAUUCCAUCAUUGACCAGGUUCAACUAAAGCAGGGGUAAUUUGUCUUUGAAAUCUUAAGAGCCUGAUAAGAUGGUGCUCUUGAGCAUAUAUGUGGUGGGAAGGGGUAUAUAGACAUGUCAACCGCUGAUGCUGAUACUUCUUCAAAGAUUAGUGAGGCCAUUACAUCAAAGGGUGGUUGUUUUGUUGAAGCUCCAGUUUCAGGGAGCAAAAAGCCAACUGGAGAUGGCCAACUAGUAAUUCUAGCAGCUGAGGACAAGGUAAUAUAUAUACUAUUAUUUAGCUGUUUAAUGGAACAACACUCUUAUUAUCUUUGGUUUGCUGCACUACAUGGAGCUUGUGAAAAGCAACAAGCCUUGGAUAAAUAGAGGACAGAAAGACCUACACAGGCGGAUAUUACCUCAAGACAUCUAUAAAUGACCUAAUUAUUUAAAACCUC
Nicotiana tabacum (common tobacco) is the source of this 471-nucleotide messenger RNA. Lineage: Eukaryota; Viridiplantae; Streptophyta; Magnoliopsida; Solanales; Solanaceae. The record is from RefSeq and is a predicted model, not a curated record.